Molecule: messenger RNA, 1534 nt
Organism: Zingiber officinale
Lineage: Eukaryota; Viridiplantae; Streptophyta; Magnoliopsida; Zingiberales; Zingiberaceae
Product: ACT domain-containing protein ACR9-like
Exons: 6
Coding region: 203-1447 (414 amino acids)
Source: RefSeq, a predicted model, not a curated record
GAUUAAUAAAACACCGGGGCGCCGGGUCGAGCAGGCGAAGUCGAGGACAGGGAGAGGGCGAGGCCGCGAGGGGAAGAGGAGAGGGAGGAAUCCGGAAAGAGGAUACCGUUCGCCGGCAGCAAGUCGGACGGCGUGGGAGUUUGAUGCAGUUGAGGGGUUGACGACGGCUGUCGGAUCGGGGUCUGGCGGAGCCGCAGCUGCCAUGGUGGCGGCGAGUGAGGGCGCGGUGGUCAUCCAGUCUGCCAAGCGCGCCGGAGAGCCCACCAUCGUCACCGUCAGCUGUCCUGACCAGACUGGACUCGGGUGCGACUUCUGCCGCGCUAUCCUCGACUUCGGCCUCUGCAUCGCCCGUGGAGAUGUGUCCACUGAUGGGAAGUGGUGCUACUUUGUGUUCUGGGUCAUUCCGCGAUCGGCCUCAAGUAACAUUCAUUGGCUAAGCUUGAAGAACAGACUAUUUUCACUUUGUCCAUCUUCCUCGAUUCCAUUCUAUUAUGAUGUUGUGAGUAGGCCAACGACUUCCCAGAUCUACCUUCUAAAGUUGUUUUCUGUCGACCGGAAAGGAUUGUUGCAUGAUGUAACUAAAGUUCUCUGUGAGCUUGAGUUUACAAUUGAACGAGUUAAAGUAUCAACAACUCCAGAUGGUAGAGUAGUGGACCUUUUCUUUAUCACAGAUGCCAUGGAGUUGUUGGACACAAAAGCAAGACAAAAUGAUUUGUGUGAAAAGUUGGAUGCAGUUUUACAGGAAUCUGUGAAUCUUUGUGAGAUUGAACUUGUUGAAGAUUUUCAGUUUGGAUUUUCUUCUCUUCCGGAAGCAGUUUCUGAAGAAUUAUUCAAGUUGGAGUUGUCAGGUAUUGAUUCACAGAGACUGAGCCCAGAGAUGAAGUUGCUGAAUAAGGCUGACGUAAAGAUUGACAAUUCAUUAAGCCCUUCCCACACUCUACUUCAAGUUCAUUGUGUCGAUCAGAAAGGCCUGCUUUACGACAUUAUGAGGACAUUGAAAGACUGUAACAUUCAGGUUUCUUAUGGGAGAUUCUUGUCUGAUCUGAGAGGCUCACGAGAGGUGGACCUUCUCAUUCAGCAAAGCGAUGGAAACAAAGUCGCCGAUCAUGAGAAGCAGGGUGUCCUCUGUUCUCGACUGAAGAUGGAAAUGCUCCACCCCUUGAGAGUGACAAUCACCACCCGUGGACCCGAUACUGAACUCCUUGUCGCUAAUCCAGUCGAGUUAUGCGGGAGGGGGAGGCCUCGUGUCUUCUACGACAUCACACUCGCUCUCAAAGUGCUCGGAAUCUGCAUCUUCUCGGCUGAGAUUGGCAGGCACACGGCUUUCGAAAGGCAAUGGGAGGUGUACAGAUUCCUGUUGGAUGAUAGCAGGGAGUUGCAGCUAGCAAACAGCCACGCUCGAAGUGAAAUUGUGGAUAGGGUGAGGCGAACACUGAUGGGAUGGUGAAGUAGUUUGCAUUGCAUUAAAUGUAGCGUGGUUAGUUUGAAAAUGUACAGUAUGAUGGACCGGUUAUAAUUAUGCUUUCGUUGUUUA